ACCCGGAAGAAAGCAUAAUUUCCAAAGAUGGCGGAGCAAGGUCCGAUGGCCAUAGCGAUGCGGCUACGAAAUCAGCUACAGUCCGUCUACAAACUGGACCCGCUGAGGAACGAGGAGGAGGUCAAGUUGAAGAUCAAGGACCUGAAUGAACACAUCGUCUGCUACCUGUGUGCGGGAUACUUCAUCGAUGCCACAACUAUUACAGAGUGUUUGCACACCUUCUGUAAAAGUUGUAUUGUGAAAUACCUGCAAACGAGCAAGUAUUGUCCCAUGUGCAACAUCAAAAUCCAUGAAACGCAGCCUCUACUCAACCUCAAACUGGAUCGAGUGAUGCAAGACAUCGUCUACAAACUGGUGCCUGGACUACAAGAAAGUGAAGACAAAAGAAUAAAGGAAUUUUAUCAGUCGCGUGGGUUAGAGAGAGUCAUCCAACCAGCUGGAGAUGACGCUGUACCCGACGCUACAGGUUUACCGUACACAAGCUUCGACCAUUCAAAAGCCCACUUCUACAGAUAUGAUGAGCAGGUUUCGCUGUGCUUAGAAAGGCUAAGUUCAUCGCUUGCUGGAAAAGAUAAGACGAAACUUACUCUCCAGAAGUUUGUUCGUUGUUCUGUGCGAGCGGAGGUGAGACACCUACGGAAAGUGCUUUGUCAUCGACUAAACGUGGAAAAACAUCAGGUCCAGAUGUUGUUCAAUAACGAGUCUCUGCCCGAUCACAUGACCAUGAAACGGUUAUGGCUCUCACACUGGUUUGGCAAGGCCCAACCGUUAGUCCUUCACUACACCAUCAAGGACAAAAGGACCAGAUAGGACAUGUUUUCACCCUGAGGACAGCUGUACAUAUUUUGUACCAUACAUAUUCUAUUUUAAUAGUGUUUGUGUACAUAUACUUAUUUUCCUUGUUUUGUAUUUUUGAAAAUAAAUUUUAAAUGGGAAAAAUAAUAGUUUGUAUGACUUGCGUGCAGUGGAGUAUAUUUUUGGAGUUUGCUGUUUGCUUCCUUUUGGACGGGUUAAAAUAUGUUUAUUUACUUUUGAAUUUUAAGACAUUAUAGUUUCUUAUACUUCUGAUGUGCUACAUAAGUUUUGCAGAGAAUUAAUAAAUUAUUGGUUUUUGUAAUCUUUUUAUCUACCAUUAUGUCACGACGUGUGAUUAAUGGUGCAGCGAUUUGCAGUUAUGAGCAACAGAAGUGGCUAAUAAAAUGUACACACAUAAUUGUAUGUUGAAAUAUGUUUGAGGUAUGAACCACCAGCAUGUUGCAAGCAAAAAAGAGAUGAUUAAAUUAUUUAUAUUGUUUGGAACAUGAUGUCAUGGUCGUGCAC
Molecule: messenger RNA, 1320 nt
Organism: Epinephelus fuscoguttatus (brown-marbled grouper)
Lineage: Eukaryota; Metazoa; Chordata; Actinopteri; Perciformes; Serranidae
Gene: pcgf1
Product: polycomb group ring finger 1
Exons: 9
Coding region: 28-810 (260 amino acids)
Biological process (GO): negative regulation of transcription by RNA polymerase II
Cellular component (GO): PRC1 complex
Molecular function (GO): promoter-specific chromatin binding
Source: RefSeq, a predicted model, not a curated record